Molecule: messenger RNA, 570 nt
Organism: Condylura cristata (star-nosed mole)
Lineage: Eukaryota; Metazoa; Chordata; Mammalia; Eulipotyphla; Talpidae
Gene: CD70
Product: CD70 molecule
Exons: 3
Coding region: 1-570 (189 amino acids)
Biological process (GO): tumor necrosis factor-mediated signaling pathway; immune response
Cellular component (GO): plasma membrane; extracellular exosome
Molecular function (GO): tumor necrosis factor receptor binding
Source: RefSeq, a predicted model, not a curated record
AUGACCGAGGAGCGCCCAAGCUGUCCGCUGCCCCGCCUGUCCUGGCUGACCUUCCUGCGGGUUGCUUGGCCGCUGGUUUUCCUAGGUGCGGCAAUCUUCUGCCUCUGCCGGUGCCUGACAGGGCAAAAGCAGUGCGAGCAACCAGGGUGGGACAUCGCUGAACUGCAGUUAAAUCACACAGGACCACGGCAGGACCCCAGGCUGCACUGGCAGGGAGGUCCAGCCCUGGGCCGUUCCUUCUUACAUGGACCCCAGCUAGACGACGGGCAGCUGCGUGUCCAGCGCAAUGGCAUCUACAGGCUGCACGUGCAGGUGACAUUGAUCAACUGUUCCUCUUCGACACAGACCACCAGGCCCCACAGAGCCACCCUGACUGUGGGCAUCUGUUACCCCACUGCCCGGAGCAUCAGUCUGCUGAGGAUCAAAUUCCAUGGGGGUUGCACUGUCGCCUCCCAGCGCCUGACACCCUUGUCCCAAGGGGAUAUACUUUGCACCAACCUCACUCUGCCACUGCUGCCAUCCCCAAAUGCUGAUGAGACCUUUUUUGGGGUUCAAUGGGUACAGCCCUAG